UUCCGAGAACGCGCCCGUCCUGGCGUGUUUCCCCCGCGCGCUGGUGGCUGUGGUGCAGCCCAAGGCGGAAGCGGCUCCCGACCCACCUGGCUCGCCAGCGCGCAGCUAUGGCCGCGGGCGUCCCCUGUGCUCUUGUCACUAGCUGCUCGUCCACCUUCUCCGCAGACCGGCUGGUGCAACAUAUCCUUGGGACAGAAGAUCUUACUGUGGAAGUGACUGCCAAUGAUGCUGUGCGAUUUUAUCCCUGGACCAUUGAUAAUAAGUACUAUUCAGCAGACAUCAAUCUAUGUGUGGUGCCAAACAAAUUUCUCAUCACGGCAGAGAUUGCAGAGUCUGUCCAAGCAUUUGUGGUUUACUUUGACAGCACUCAGAAGUCUGGUCUUGAUAGUGUUUCCGCAUGGCUCCCACUGGCAGAAGCGUGGUUACCUGAGGUGAUGAUCUUGGUCUGCGAUAGAGUGUCUGAGAAUGGUGUAAGCCGGCAAAAAGCUCAAGAAUGGUGUAUCAAACAUGGCUUUGAAUUGGUAGAACUUAGUCCAGAAGAGUUGCCUGAAGAGGACGAAGAUUUCUCUCAAAGCAGGGGGUGUGAGAGAAGUAGGUGGGCCCUAGUGAGAAGAGUGUGGUUGAGUAUUGUAUUAAAAAACCAUAGGAACCAAGGCUUUGGCCUUCUCAGCUCACUGGCUGGAGCACACCGUGGCGCUGGGGCGGCAGAGAGCUGUCACUCAGAGCAGCCCCGUUUGCCAGCAGCAGAUAGGACUGAAUGCCUCUUGGAUCACCGGGGUGGUGCAUCUAACACAACAGAUACUCAGGUUGAUAGCACUGUGGAUCCUGUGUUAGAUCUGGAUAUUCAAGAAUUAGCCAGUCUUACUACUGGUGGAGGAGAUUUGGAGAAUUUUGAAAGACUGUUUUCAAAGUUAAAGGAAAUGAAAGACAAGGCUGCGACGCUUCCUCACGAACAAAGAAAAUUGCAUGCAGAGAAGGUGGCCAAAGCGUUCUGGACGGCGAUCGGGGGAGACAGGGAGGAAACUGCGGGCCUUUCAUCUGAUGAGGAGUACUGAAGCGCUCACGCCAGGGCUUAACGAAGAGGCUCGCUCUGCCUGAGACACUGCCCUUCUCAGUUGUUUUUGGACUCUCGCUGAGCUUCCCAUCAUCAUGUUGCCCUCCCGACUUGUUUAUAUAGGAUCCUCUUAAUUUUAGUUUUUAGUAGGAGGUUAAGGAGGAAUCUUUCCUUCCUCAGUUAUAACGGAGUGAAGAGUAAAAUGACAGCAAGGAGGGAGAACUUUGCAAGUACACUUCUUUGUUCCAGGGACAGGAGUGUGAUGAGGCUCAGAGGGCCGUGUGCUUUGCCCGCUCAAGAAGGAAACCACCACGCCACUCCCGGGCCUCUGGUGUGGCCUUCCCCGCACUCGCACUGUGCUGCCUCAGAUCGAGCACUCGGGCCGCCUUCCCUGGUGGUCUGGGUUUUCUGCGUCCAGGGAGCUUGCUGCGCUGAGCUUUGAUGCGUCUGAGGGGGGAAGAGAAGCAGCAGCCCGUUGGAUGUGUGCUAGUGGGGCCAAAGUCAGUGGCCCUCGGGUUAGUCUCCAGCUAAGAAAGGCUCUGGGCAUUUCAUUUAAAGUAGUGUCUGAGUUCAUGAUAAAUGCAUUGAGCAAGCAGUGUGAAUUUUUAGACUAUAAUAAAUGAGGCAAAGGUGUCCACCCUGAUAGGAAUAAAACAAACCCCUCCAUGAAGUUGUUAGGGUUGGGGGUAUAAGAGAGAGAAACAAAGAAUUCCCUGGGUGAGCCAUGGAAAUGCUACAUGGGCACGUACUGAGAGCUGUGCGUUAGUGCUUCCAUGAAGAAAUUCUUCUUCCUUAGCAUUUCCCUCGCUGUUGAGAUGUCAGAGCUGUGCUGUGCUGUGUCAUACUCUGUACCCUCAGAACAAGGCACGUUUUCUCUCUGAAAGCCAAACAGAACCCUGCCAAACUAGUACCACUGAGGAGAGGGCAAGGCGGGACAGGCUGUGAGAUGUCAGGCAGCCAAGUCCUUAGUGCCCUGAGUUACUUCCUGGGCUGAGGUAGGUGAGCCCCAGGGGAACUGAUCAGGAAAGUUUCCAAAGGAAGAGAGGGAAAUAACAGCACAUAAAAUUCCUUCUUUCUCUUUUUGUAGACACUUGAUAGUGCCUGUCAUUAGCCUUCACUGUGGUAGUCAUUGCCACGGCUCUAACGUGGCACGGGGCUGAGGGCUGCCCGGGUAGGCCUAGGUCACUAGAAGAAACGAGUUUCAGACCCUCCUUGCCACCAGCAUCUAAGGACUGCUGACCCUGAAACAGAUGGCAGAGUGAGUGGAACGCUCCAGGAAGCAGGCCGGGGUGGCCACAGGAGGGACGGUUUCAGUGGCUGGAACGUUCAAGAAGAGCCAUUCCAGGGUACCUUGCAAGUUCUCUUUGGUGACUUUUUCUUAACCUCUUUUUUUUUUUUUUAAACUAUUCUGAAGGUCUUUGAGACUAAUUUGUCCCAUCAGUGUUUCUUUGAGGUGACUAUAUAAGCCAUUGAUUAGGAAUGUAAGGGAAGUUGGCUCUGGGGUUGUAAAAUGAAAGAUAGAACAUGUUUUUCUUAAGCCAUGAAAGGUUUCAGAAAAUUAGGUCAUAUGGUUAGGAAAAACAGACUCGAAGAAGCUGUGAACUUGAUUUUGUGAGCUAAACAAAGUCAGGUGAUUAAAAUGUGAUUUAUUUAUAAAGUC
Molecule: messenger RNA, 2714 nt
Organism: Manis javanica (Malayan pangolin)
Lineage: Eukaryota; Metazoa; Chordata; Mammalia; Pholidota; Manidae
Source: RefSeq, a predicted model, not a curated record